CGUAAUUGACAUUAAGGUCGUAGGCAUGAUUUUGCACAAAACAUAAAGUGUAUGUAUGAAAUUCAAAUGUUUCAUUAGUGGAGGUAUGUUUUAGCACAACUGUAUAGUUUAGGUAUAAAUUUAACAUAAUGUAAUUGUGGAGGUAUGAAAAAGCGAUUUCCCGUUGCGAUUGCAUGUUUUCUUCCAAACAGAGCUAUAACAGUAGUAACAAACAAUUUGGAAAGAGAAAGGAGUUUGAGAGCUACAAGUUGAAGAAAUCGACUAGAGAGAGAGAGAGAGAUCUGGUUUUGAUUCUUCUUCGUCUUCUUCCUCAACCUCUAGGAGACUCGUGUAGAAAAAAUGUCACAGAACCAGAAUGUUUCAGAUAUGGCAACUGAUAUCGAGUCAGCAGCAGUAUUCAUUGCCGAAAACGGAGUUGAGUUUGAGAAGAAGAUCAUGGACUCGUUUCCAGGUUUCAGCUUUUUGAUGAGCUCUGAUCCUAAUCACGGAAUUUACCAGAAGAAGCUUAUGGAAUACAGAAAUUGAGCUCACAAGAAUGAUUUUGAUAUAAGUAGCACUACCAAAAUCAUUCAGCCACCUCCAGGUAGUAUCAAAACUCUUAUUGAGAGAACGGCGCUUUUCGUUGCCAAAGGUUUGAAGGCUGAGGAAAUGAUGAUGGAAUGUAACGUAUAUAAUCCAAGUUACAACUUUAUGAGAAGAUCGGAUCCUUUUCACGCAUUUUACAAGCAGAAGCUUAACGAAUACCGUUCUCAAGUGGGUGAUGAUGAUGCUACUGAUUCAGAAGUUGAUGAUGCUGCAGAACAACCCCGUACUCGGCCUCAAUUCAUAGAACUGCCUGAUUUUCUACUGUUUUGUAAUCCUCCAGGGAUGUCUCUCAAGGAGCUUGAUACUAUUAAGCUCACAGCACACUUUGUCUCGUGGUAUGGGGCUGCUUUUUGGUUGGGUUUGGCAAAAAGAAAGAUACCUGAGCUUCAGUUUAUGGAUCCAGAUGAUAGCAGGUUCAAAUGUUUCAGUGAGUUUGUUGGUGCGUAUUCAAAAGUGUUAAAGCCCCCCGCUGGUUUGAAACAAGAGCUGAGAAAUAGUGCUGCUUAUACUGCCACCAUUAUUGAUGCUUUUCUCCAACGUCUUAAAUGGGAUCCUGUCCAGCACUAUGAAUGGCUUCAGAGAGGAGUGAAGGCUAUGCUUGAUUGGCAUGCUUCUGUGACCAAAGAUCUGACUAACAAGGACCAGAAUCCACAAAUGCAGCAGUCUCCUCCCAGAAUCCACAAAUGCAGCAGAAUAGUGCUGCUUAUACUGCCACCAUUAUUGAUGCUUUUAGUACAUGUUUAAAACUCUCUCUCAUCUCUACAGUGACUUUAGUUUGUGUUGGGAUACUCGUGGUCAUGGACUCAUGGUUUAGUUCUUUUUUAAUUAGUGCACAGUCUGGUUUCUCUUCCAAGGUUUUUAAUAGUUUUAACAACUGAUUGAUUUGAUAAACAGAUUUGACUUGUAAAAUAAAUUACCAAAUAAAU
Molecule: messenger RNA, 1511 nt
Organism: Arabidopsis lyrata subsp. lyrata
Lineage: Eukaryota; Viridiplantae; Streptophyta; Magnoliopsida; Brassicales; Brassicaceae
Product: probable splicing factor 3A subunit 1
Exons: 2
Coding region: 649-1329 (226 amino acids)
Biological process (GO): mRNA cis splicing, via spliceosome; regulation of alternative mRNA splicing, via spliceosome
Cellular component (GO): catalytic step 2 spliceosome; U2 snRNP; U2-type prespliceosome
Molecular function (GO): RNA binding
Source: RefSeq, a predicted model, not a curated record